GACCACGGAUACCCAAGUCGACGACGAGUAUAAAUACCCGUACGUGAACGCAACGCCAUCCUCCCUUGCUACACCGCAAUCCUCACCUCCCCCACCAACUCCCCCAUCAUGACUUUCCCACCACCCCCCACCAACACUAUCGACUGGGCGAGUGGCAUCGGCUUCAAAGUCCGCGAAGUCAACGGACACAUCGAAACCCACUACAGCGUGAAGACCGGGAAAUGGACAUCGCCAGCCUUCGUGACCGACCCCUACCUGCGCCUCCACGGCAUGGCUCCCGCCCUGAACUACGGGCAGCAGGCCUACGAGGGCAUGAAGGCCUUCCGCAGUCCCGACAACCAGAUCAACAUCUUCCGUCCACGCAAGAACGCAGCCCGGCUCGCGCACUCGGCCGAGUUCGUCUCCAUGCCUCCCGUGCCCGAGGAGUUGUUCCUGCAGUGUGUGCACGCGGCCGUGUCUCUGAAUGCUGAAUUCGUGCCCCCUCAUGAGACUGGCGCUGCCAUGUACAUCCGCCCUCUGCUCUUCGGAUCCAGCGCCCAAUUGGGCCUGAACCCACCCGAGGAAUAUACCUUCGUCGUGUACGUGCUGCCGGUAGGCGUGUACCACGGUGUCCAUCCCGUCAAGGCGCUUAUUCUGGAAGACUUCGACCGUUCCGCGCCUGACGGAACAGGAAGUGCGAAAGUUGGAGGCAACUAUGCCCCAGUACUACGCUGGAGUGAAAAGGCGUCGAAGGAAGGAUACGGGAUCACGCUGCAUCUGGAUUCCAAGACCCGGUCUGAGAUCGAUGAGUUUUCCACCAGUGGGUUCAUUGGGGUCAAGAAAGAUGGAGACAACGUAACGGUCGUGGUCCCGAACUCGAAGAACGUUAUUGAGAGUGUAACAUCCGAGUCUAUCUUGGGCAUUGCCCAGAGCCUGGGAUGGAAGACCGAGAAGCGCUCCAUCAAAUACGAAGAGCUCCCCACCUUCAGCGAAGUCAUGGCCGCAGGUACCGCCGCCGCCCUCGUCCCCAUCAAAUCCAUUACGCGCAAGUCCCGUUCUGAAACCUCCACCUACAUCCCCGCCGACUCCGAAGAGCCAGGUCCCAUCUGCCUCAAGCUCCUCACUACUCUCCAAGGCAUACAAUUGGGCAAGAUCAAGGAUACGUUCGGCUGGAAUAGUAAGGUGGAGCAGGUCAAUGUGAAGGAUUACACGCCAUGAGAGGUCAUGAACGGCGUUAUUGGGAAGAAUGUUUAUAAAUUGCCCUAGAAUGGGAGCACAAAAAGGGAACAAAAUAAAAGUUUUGGUCUUGUUGAAACUGGAAACUUCUCACGG
Molecule: messenger RNA, 1311 nt
Organism: Amorphotheca resinae ATCC 22711
Lineage: Eukaryota; Fungi; Ascomycota; Leotiomycetes; Helotiales; Amorphothecaceae
Exons: 3
Coding region: 109-1197 (362 amino acids)
Biological process (GO): branched-chain amino acid metabolic process
Molecular function (GO): branched-chain-amino-acid:2-oxoglutarate transaminase activity
Source: RefSeq, a predicted model, not a curated record